UCCUCUUUGGUGAGUGCUUUGUUGGUUUCAAUGAAUGCCGUGCUCUUUGUUGGUUUCAAUAAAUGCCGGUCCUCCUUAGAGAGUGGAUUCACUUGAUGAAUCUCUCAAAUCAUGGUCAACUUAGGAGGUGUGGUGCACAUCUCCUAUUUUGUGGUUCACAUUUUGGCAGCAAAGAAGUCGGUCUGUCUUCUUUAUGAGGUGUUGAAGCUCCUUCUUGUCCAAAGAUUUUAAAUUUUGUAAGUCAGGAUUUGAGACAUUUAAACAGAUAAAAGCCUUCUGUCUACAAAGAGGAAGAUCUUUCACCUCUUUUUCCAAUGGCAAUAGUUCCUAGAAUAUCACUUCAUUUUCUGAUACUUCUCUAUGUUUCCUAUAUUCCCUUGUCCCUUGCAAAAGAUGAAACCUACUUCAUCUACAAUGGCUUCCAUGAUAAAGCCAAUCUGCGUCUUGAUGGAAUCACAGAAAUCCACCGCAAUGGUCUACUGCAGCUAACCAACCUUUCACGCCAAGAAGUUGGUCGUGCUUUCUAUCAGUUUCCAAUGAAGUUCAACACAACUUCAUCUCUUUCAUUUUCUACCAACUUUGUGUUCGCCAUGGUUCAACAAGUGAAAAAUCUUGGUGGUCACGGCAUUGCCUUCACCAUCAGUCCCUCUAGAGACUUCUCCCAUGCUCAAGCAAAUCGGUAUCUGGGUCUCUUCAAUAUUUCAAAUAACGGCCUUUCUACAAACCACAUCUUGGCCAUCGAGCUUGAUACUGUUCAGGACCCUGAAUUUCAAGAUAUUGCAAUGAAUCAUGUGGGAAUCAAUGUGAACGGCAUGAAAUCAAAUGAAUCAGCUCCUGCAAUGUAUUUUUCCAAUAAAGAAGGGAAGAAUAUAAGCUUGGAUCUCAUGAGUGGGAAUCCAAUGCAUCUUUGGAUAGACUAUGAUGAAGCAGAAAAGUUACUGAAUGUAACACUAGCCCCAACCACAAUCCCAAAACCGAACCAGCCUCUCUUGUCAACACCCAUCGACCUGUCUCAAAUUCUCUUGGAAUCCAUGUAUGUUGGUUUCUCUUCAGCCACAGGUACACUUGCAAGUGAUCACUACAUUCUUGGAUGGAGCUUUAAUAAAAGCGGACCGUCACAAAGCCUUGAAAUUUUGAGACUUCCUCAACUUCCCCGACAGGGGAAAAGAGCGAUACCAGGCCCAAUGAUCAUGACUUUUGGCAUAGCAGUAGCACUUGUGCUGAUAACCGUCGCUGGAGCUGCUUACAUUUUGAGGAGGAUGAAAUAUGAGGAAAUACGAGAAGAUUGGGAAGAGGAGUAUGGCCCCCACAGGUUCAGCUACAAGAAUCUCCACAAAGCAACCAAAGGUUUCAACGACACGGAGCUUCUUGGAGAAGGAGGUUUUGGAAAGGUUUACAAAGGAAUACUUCCUUCUUCUAAUGUACAAAUCGCAGUAAAGAGAGUCUCCCAUGAUUCCAAACAAGGGAUGAAGGAAUUUGUGGCUGAGAUCGUUAGCAUGGGAAGAUUGAGGCAUAGGAACUUGGUGCAGCUCCUGGGCUAUUGCCGGCGAAGAGGGGAACUCCUCUUGGUGUAUGAUUAUAUGCCCAACGGAAGCCUUGACAAGUUCUUGUAUAGCAAUGAACAACCAAACCUUAGCUGGGUUCAACGAUUUCGAAUCAUCAGAGGAGUAGUAUCUGCCCUUCUUUACCUACAUGAAGAGUGGGAGCAGGUUGUUCUACACCGAGAUGUAAAAGCAAGCAAUGUUCUCCUGGAUGCUGAAUUAAAUGGAAGGCUAGGAGACUUUGGCCUUGCAAGAUUAUAUGACCAUGGUACCAAUCCUCAAACCACCCUUGUGGUUGGGACCGUGGGUUAUUUGGCUCCGGAGCUUACUAGAACAGGAAGGGCAACCACUUGCACUGAUGCUUUUGCUUUUGGGGCUUUCAUGCUCGAAGUUGCUUGUGGAAGGAGGCCAAUAGAGCUACCGGCCCAGGGACUGGCUGAAGGGGUGAUUUUGGUUGAUUGGGUCUCUGAGUGCUGGAGAAGAGGAGCUAUCCUUGAUGCUAGCGAUCCUAAAUUGGAAGGUAAUUAUGUGGUAGAGGAAAUGGUAUUGGUUUUGAAACUAGGCCUGCUUUGCUCAAAUGCAAUACCAGCUGCAAGGCCUAGCAUGAAGCAAGUGAUGCAGUUUUUGGAUGGUGAUGCUGAUCUACCAGAAUUACCACAUGACAGUGUUUCUUUUGGUGCAUUUACAAGUAAUGAAGCAUCCGAUUUCAUGUCAUUUCCUUUUUCCCAGGCUUAUGCGCCUUUCUCUUCCAUGUCUAGCACUGAUUCAAUCCUGAGAGUUGGUCGUUGAAUUUGCUGUCUCAUGCUAUGUGUAAGCUAGAUCAUUUAUGCUUGGGACCAAAUCAAGGAGGGCCACAUAGAAAGCUUAUAGAUCACUUGGAGGUGGGAGAGAAGAGAAAGAAGAUCACUUGGAGGUGACAACAUACAUGGCAACUCCUCUAGAGAUAACAAUUGCAAAGACAGUGAUAGUGAAUUAUAACUGUAGUCUUCGUGUUUGUAUAGAUUACGAUUGUAAUCGUUUAUCUCUAUCUUGUGUGUACCUUGAUACUCAUAUAUACAAGUAAGGAAGAAAUCCCAAUUCUAUCAGCUUUGAUGGUAUCAGAGCAAUAAAGACUUACAGUCGUGCGAUCCUUCCCUUUAUUUUUUCUUCUCUUUUUCUUUCAGCACUUUUGUCAAACACUUGGUCUUCUUAUGGCUACUCCACUUUCUUCGUCCACCAAGGGUUCCACCAAUUCCAAUUCCAAUUCCUCCUCUUCUUCCUCCACUGCUCCACCAGCCUCCAUCAGUGGUAGUCUUGUAUGCUUAUAACUAUUACUCGGCCAGGUGAGUCAAUUUAUGUCUUCUCCUUAGCAUCUUCACAUGGUUGUUGUUUGUAAAAAUCAUUCAAUAUCUUCUUCAGGUUCUCUAGCACUACAUAAUGGAUCUCCUCUUAAGCUUAUUGCCUAUGGUGAUGCUAAUUGGGCUACAUGUUCCGACACCCAUCUUUCUACAUCUGGUUGGCUCAUGUAUAUUGGUCUUUGCUUUGAUUUCAUGGAACUGCAAGAAAUAGGAACAACUUUCUAAAUUUUUCACUAAA
Messenger RNA from Corylus avellana, 3116 nucleotides. Lineage: Eukaryota; Viridiplantae; Streptophyta; Magnoliopsida; Fagales; Betulaceae. The record is from RefSeq and is a predicted model, not a curated record.